This is a messenger RNA of Mangifera indica (mango), 1944 nucleotides long. Its product is annotated as bifunctional 3-dehydroquinate dehydratase/shikimate dehydrogenase, chloroplastic-like. The coding region runs from base 116 to 1711 and encodes 531 amino acids. The record is from RefSeq and is a predicted model, not a curated record. Gene Ontology annotation, biological process: chorismate biosynthetic process; shikimate metabolic process. Gene Ontology annotation, molecular function: 3-dehydroquinate dehydratase activity; shikimate 3-dehydrogenase (NADP+) activity. NCBI's taxonomy places the organism in Eukaryota, Viridiplantae, Streptophyta, Magnoliopsida, Sapindales, Anacardiaceae. The transcript is spliced from 11 exons.
AUAAGCUUUAUAAAUGCCAACACCAGCUUCACCUCUUCUCUAUUCUUUUCACAUUUUCACUACCUAACUCCCCUCACCAAAUCCAGUCUCCCUCGCCUCUCCCUCUUCUCUCACAAUGACUCUCGGCAGCGUUCCGUUGGCUACUACGGAUCUUAAAAUUGUGGAUGGAGGUAGAAAAAAUUCGACAUUGAUAUGUGCUCCGGUAAUGGCGGAAACAGUUGAUCAGAUGCUGGUUCAGAUGGGAAAGGCAAAAGAACUUGGCGCUGACCUGGUUGAAGUUCGCAUUGAUUAUUUGAAGAAUUUCAGUCCUAGAAGUGAUCUCAGUAUCUUGAUCAAACAAGCUCCUUUGCCUACUCUAAUCACUUACAGACCGAAAUGGGAGGGCGGUGAGUAUGAUGGUGAUGAAAGCAAACGGCAAGAUGCACUCCGUAUGGCCAUAGAAUUGGGAGCAAACUUUGUUGAUGUUGAGCUCAAGGUAGCUCAAGAGUUCUACAAUUCCAUUCGAGGGAAGAAGCCUGAAAAGGUCAAAAUAAUUGUUUCUUCCCACAAUUAUGAAAAUACUCCAACAGUUGAGGAGAUUGGCAAUCUUGUAGCAACAAUACAGGCUACUGGAGCUGACAUAGUGAAGGUUGCAACAACUGCUGUGGAGAUCACGGACAAUGCAAGAAUCUUUCAAGUACUUGUUCACUCUCAAGUCCCGACAAUUGCAAUUGCUAUGGCUGAGAGGGGUUUAAUGUCACGGAUUCUUUCUGCUAAGUAUGGGGGAUUUCUCACUUUUGGUUCAAUAGAGGCAGCACGGGUAUCUGCCCCCGGGCAACCAACUAUUACAGACUUGCUAGAGUUAUACAAUUUCAGACUGAUAGCUGCUGAUACGAAAAUACAUGGAGUUAUUGGAAAACCUAUUGGCCAUAGCAAAAGUCCUCAUCUUUACAACUCUGCUUUUAGGGCUCUUGGAUUUAAUGGAAUAUAUCUACCUUUGUUGGUUGAUAGUGUUGCUAAUUUUAUCAACACUUUCUCAUCCCCUGACUUUGUUGGAUACAGUUACACAAUUCCUCACAAAGAGGAUGGACUAAGGUGUUGUGAUGAGAUUGAUCCCAUUGCCAAGGAAAUCGGAGCCAUUAGUUGCAUGAUCAGAAGACCAACUGAUGGGAAGUUGAUGGGUUACAAUGUUGAUUACCUUGGAGCUAUUGCAGCUAUUGAAGAGGCAUUACAAGCAUCAAAUGGUGCCCCCGCAUCUGGUUCCCCAUUAGCUGGUAAAUUAUUUGUAGUCAUGGGGGCUGGCGGCGCUGGGAAGGCACUUGCAUAUGGUGGAUAUGAGAAGGGAGCAAGAGUUGUAGUUGCCAAUCGUACAUAUGCAAAAGCCAAAGAACUUGCCAGUAAAGUUGGAGGACAGGCUAUAACUCUCGAUGAAUUAAAAGAUUUCCAUCCAGAAGAAGGAAUGAUUCUUGCAAAUACAACAUCAGUAGGAAUGAAACCGAGGAUUGAAGACUCUCCUUUACCAAAGGAAGCUCUCAAGUACUACUCUUUGGUCUUUGACGCCAUUUAUACACCAAAAUGGACGAGACUUCUACAAGAAGCAAAAGACUGUGGAGCUAUUGUUGUUUUCGGAACGGAAAUGUUCAUCAAUCAAGCAUUUGUACAGGUUGAAAGGUUCACUGGGUUACCUGCACCAAAACAACUGAUGAGGGAUGUGCUGGCAAGAAAUACAUAAGUCAGAAUUUUUUUUCUGGUUAAUCUUUGUUUCUACACUGCAGCAAAUUCAUCCUAGGUCCGAAUUUUCGCAAUCAGCUGUUGUAGUAAUAAAUCCCCGUUUUCUCUGUCGAUGGAAACAUUGUGAGCCUGAAUCUUGAAGCUUAUCAAGCUUAUGUUCGGGUGAUAGUUCAAUACCGUGAUAAUUUUUAUGUAGUUUUCCCAUAUUCUGGAAUGAAGUUCUUGUUGUUUUAA